AUGGAACAUUUAAAAAACUUAAUAACUGGGGCCCUUGCGGGCGUCGUUGUUGAUGCGAUAUUAUAUCCCAUUGAUAACAUAAAAACAAACAUACAAGCAAAAAAUCAAUUAUAUUCAAUUUUUGAGGCAAAAAAGUUAUAUAAUGGGAUUAUUCCAACCCUUAUAGGCACUAUACCAGCUAGUGCUUUUUUUUACUGUUUUUACGAAAUGUCAAAAAAAUACAUAUCAGAAAAUAAUCCUAAUAUUAGCAAAAGUGCUUUAUAUAUAGCUUCAACCAGUAUAGCCGAACUUACAGCAUGCAUCGUGAGGCUGCCGUUUGAAAUAAUAAAACAGAAAAUGCAAGUGUCUAGUGAAGCAUCUGUGAAAAAUAUAAUAAAUGGUGUACUGAAAAUGCAAGGAGCUCAAUCAUUUUUACUAAGGAGUUAUUUAGUUAUAAUAAUAAGAGAGAUUCCAUUUGAUUGUAUUCAAUAUUUCAUAUGGGAAACACUUAAAGAGAAGGGGCAAAAAUAUUUCAGAGAAUUUUAUGAAAAACAUCCAGUUAUAAUGUCGUCUCUUUCUGGAGGAAUUGCGGGAGCUACUGCUGGAUUCCUAACAACUCCUAUUGACGUUAUAAAGUCCAAGCAUAUAAUAUAUGGGCGGUCAUACAUUGAGACAAUUAAAGAAAUAUCAAAAGGAGGAUACUUGUCAUUUUAUAAAGGAUGCUUAUUUAGAACAUGUUAUUUAUUUUUUGGAGGGCUUAUAUUUUUUGGAGCUUUAAGAUUGUUUUCAUUCAAAAAGGAUAAAUCUUGA
Molecule: messenger RNA, 789 nt
Organism: Plasmodium yoelii
Lineage: Eukaryota; Apicomplexa; Aconoidasida; Haemosporida; Plasmodiidae
Product: mitochondrial carrier protein, putative
Exons: 7
Coding region: 1-789 (262 amino acids)
Cellular component (GO): mitochondrial inner membrane
Molecular function (GO): S-adenosyl-L-methionine transmembrane transporter activity
Source: RefSeq, a predicted model, not a curated record